UUCCUCCACUUGAAGAAGCGCCAUUUUCGGCGUUGUCAUACAGCAUGUCGCUAAUGUUUAUGACAUAAUAAGAACGAAUUUCAGUGUUUGUUAUUCUACGUUUGCUUUCCAAGUACUAUCUGAAAGAUGGGGCGAAAGAAGAAGAAGCAGAUGAAGCCAUGGUGCUGGUAUUGUAAUCGAGAUUUCGAUGAUGAAAAGAUCCUCAUCCAACAUCAAAAGGCCAAACAUUUUAAGUGCCAUAUAUGUCACAAGAAGUUGUACACUGGUCCGGGGCUGGCAAUCCAUUGUAUGCAGGUUCACAAAGAGACCAUCGACGGGGUCCCCAAUGCCAUACCUGGAAGGGUAGACAUAGAAUUGGAAAUCUAUGGCAUGGAAGGAAUUCCAGAGAAGGAUAUGCAGGAGAGGAGACGGACAUUAGAACAAAAACAGGAGAGCCAGAAGAAGAAGCAGAAUCAGGACGACUCUGACGAGGAUGACGACGAUGAUGAUGCUCCAGGCCCUUCGUUCGUUCAGCAGCAGAUGCCUGCUGCCCAGCCCCAGGCUAGCUAUGUCCCUCCCAUGGCCCAGCCAGGCAUCCCCCCCGGGGCCAGGGCUCCAGGCAUGCCACCAGGAGCUUACUCAGGAAUGCCCCCUAUGAUGCCAGGUCACGGUGUCCCGCCCAUGAUGCAUGGGAUGCCCCCUGGUAUGCACGGAAUGCCACCAGGCAUGAUGCACGGGAUGGGAGGGAUGAUGCCUCCAAUGAUGCAAGGGAUGCCUGGUAUGCCGCCAGGAAUGCCACCCCACAUGGGUCACCGUCCUGGUAUGCCCCACAUGGCCCAGGUCCCCACCCCGGCAGGGAUGCCCCGACCCUCCGCAGCAGCCCCUGCUGCCGUCAGCAAGCCCCUGUUCCCCAGCGCAGUACAGAUGGGCUCUCAUGUUCCAAACACCAUCACAGCCUCUCCCAGUAGCACUGCAGACUCUCAGUCUGCUGCCUCUAAGCCUCUGUUCUCUAACACUCCACAAGCUCAGCAGAGUGCCUCUGGAGCUGUGCCCCACAGCGCGCCCUCCACCUCCUCUGACCCUCCCAAAGCAACAUUCCCCGCCUACACCCAGUCCUCUGCCUCCUCAUCCUCCUCUAACCCCCCUAGUAACACUGUGGCCAAGCCCCCCGCCACAGUGACCAGUAAGCCAGCCACCCUCACCACCAUGAGUGCAACCAGUAAGUUGAUCCACCCUGAUGAGGAUAUCUCACUGGAGGAACGACGGGCUCAGUUGCCCCGGUACCAGCGUAACGUGCCCAGGCAGGGGCAGGUCCACAUGUCUGCCCCUCCUGUGGUGGCCGUGGGCGGCAUGAUGCCCCCACAGCAGGGCAUGCCCCCGCAGCAGCCUGGCAUGAGGCACCCCAUGCACGGUCAGUAUGGUGGUCCCCCCCAGGGCAUGCCUGGCUACAUGCAGGGUGGGAUGCCUCCGUAUGGGCAGGGCCCUCCGAUGGGAUACCAAGGAGGGCCUCCCAUGGGCAUGCGGCCCCCCGUCAUGUCUCCUGCGGGACGAUACUGAAGCAGUCGCAACGACCUGGCCCCUCACUAGGUUUGGAGGUUAAACCUUUUCUCACCUUGUGCUUUUUAAAACUAGCCCAAGCCAAUGAGCUGUAAGACCAACCAGUGAUGGUGAAGAAAAGUAUUAAUGAAAAAAAAUAUAUAUACACAGCACACGGACAUUUAACAUGACAUCUUUAAUGGGGAAAAAAACAUAGAAACAACAAAACACACAAAACAACUUGUUGAUAAUGACAACUUUGUCAUUGUGCAGAUUUGAUACAUGUAUGGUGUUUUUCUUCUCAUGUUUCACUCAGGUUUGUAGAAGUGAAGUGUGUUAAAUAUGGUUCAUAUUGUUUUGACUGCUCGCUGCUGGAGUAACAUGAUCGUAUCGCCCUCCCCUUACAAAAAGGCAAGUUUCCUGUAAAUAUAUGAUUUUCUGUUGUGUAGAGUAAGUCGGUGACGAGGCCCUCACAGCACACUUGUGUGUUGUUGGACGCCCUGUCCCCAACCGUAUGGUUGGUGAGGGUCCUCCUUUAUGAUGACGAUUCCAACUGUUUAGUAGUUUACCAUGGAUUAUUAUUAUCUAUCAGUCUCUAGCUUCAUUCUUAUUUCAGGUUUAUUCCAUGAUCAAAAGGGUAACUUGUGUGGAUUUAUUCUCUGUACUGUUUUAAGCAAUCUAUGUUGUAAUAAAACUCACUUAAAAUCCAACACUGUUUUCUUCCUGACCCAUGGAUGGGGAUGAGGCUUCAUGAAGGUUUGUACCAUGAAGGUUAGUACCUUCAUCAUGAAGGUUUGUACAUAAAUGUUGUAUUUAUGAAAUAUUGUUCAAAUAAUAGAAUGUCAACAUUCCAGAUCUGGUAUUUUUAAACAUGUUUUAAUAUACAAAUUGUCUUGAUGCAGAUACGUUUAUAGCCUGAUGUUCUUUAAUAGUAAUUCAAUCAUUUAAACCUGCACCCUGAAUCAGUUUAUCUUCCUCACCUUAGGUUCACUAACAUUUGCAUGCAAGUGCUCUAUACUCUGUGAGUGGUUGAUGAUAAAUAUGCAUUUUACUUGAUGUCGGGUGUAUUUUUCCUAAACCACCUACUCACCUACUACACCGUUCAGGUGUUUAGCUUUUCAAGUCAGAGGGCCUUAUUUGGUGUUAUUCCACUAUGGUGCAUCAGUGUUUCCCCUAUAUGUAUUUAGCAGCGGCACAAACCGCUGCUAAACCGUAACCGCCACUGCAAAAAAAUAAAUAGCCAGGAAUAUAGAAACGAUAAUGGCGCAAUAUAUUUGAAGACUAAAAAUCGCCAAAAUAAAGACUAGACAGUUGGAGAAGGUAAAAUAAAAAAAUGUCAUGAUAUAGGGCCCCUUUUGAUUUGGUUUGUCAUUUAGAUAAAUUAGGAACAAUGCAUAAGCCAUGGCAAAAUGUGUAGAAAAUUUUAAAAUUUGCAGAGGCAGAGAGGAGGGCCGCUAAAAUGUGCCAUUUGCCACGCCCAAUACCCCCACAUGCUAACUUUGCCACUGCUGUUGGAAUAAAAUACUAGGGGAAACACUGCAUAGCAUAUUAAAAUCGAAAAACCAUUACUUUGUAAGCCCAUGUCUAUUUUGAUGGUAAUGUCCUUAUCUGCUUUUCAGCCUAAAACACAGAUUUCUUGCGAAACAGGUCAGUUAUAUCUGUAAGUACCCAUUCCCUUACCAUAGUGUGGCUGUAUCUUGCACCGGAUGUACCGUUUAGUAGUAACUAGUUAUUGAAUCUGAAGUAAUGCAUUUUGGGAGUUUUUCCAAGAUUUGUACAUUGUUUUGAGUAUUGUAGAGUUAUUCUAAAGUACUUGCUCAAGAUUUGUUACACCAAUUGGUUGCAUACAAAUAUAAUGAAUGUUGAAUGCUGUGGUGUGCCAUUGUUGCCUCUUUCUGUCUGGUGGUGAAGGGGGCAGCUUGGUGGAAACUGGACACAUUUUUACCCCACUCAUUUGCACCAGCGGCAUGUGAAAGACGAGCCUGACUUCUCCCCUCUCUGGGCCCCAGCUGAGGGAGGAAGUGCAACUACCAACACCAGAGUCCAAAGGGAUACAUUCUAAUAACAAGCAUAUCAUAUAAGAAUAUUAUGCAGAUAAGACAUCUUAAUUAUCUAUGUUACCUAAGUCUUCUACCACAAUUGAUAUACCAUCCAAAGUGUUAACUUCACCAUGUUCAAAGGGAUAUUCAAUGUCUGCUUUUUAUUUGAAUUGUACCCACCUACCAAUAGAUACCCUUUGCGAGGCAUUUGAAAACCUCCCUGGUCUUUGUGGCGAAUAUGUUUUGAAAUUCACUGCUCAGCUUCUGGGACCUUUUUUUAUAUGUAUGUGUGGGGUACAGGAUUGAGAGUUAUUCAAAUGUUAAGCACUAUUUUUGCACACUGAGUCCAUACAACUUAUAUUGUGACUUAAGCUAAUUUUCACUCCUGAAUUUAUUUAGGCUUGCCAUAACAAAGGGGUUGAAUACUUUUUGAUUCAAUACGUUUCAGCUUUACAGUGAAUUAAUUUGUAAAAAGUUCAAAAAACAAUUCUACUUAAACAUUGUGCGGUAUUGUAUAAGCCAGUGACACAAUCUCAAUUGAAUCAAUUUUUAAAUUCUGGCUAUAACACAAAAUAGAAAAAGUUAAGAGGUGUGAAUACUUUUGGAAGGCACUGUACAUGAUGGCUGUUGUAAAAUAAUGAUUGUAAAGUUCAUUUGAAAACACUCCCAGACCAUAUUAAGGUAAUGUUUUUUUUCUUCAAGAUGAUCAUUGUUUACAGAUUUUAAUAGAUUAUUAAUAGUUAUGGAUUAAAGUAUUUGGCCUGUUGGAUGUUGUCGUCAACACUCGUCCGAACUCAUCUUCCAACUUUCGCAACAAUGUGCUGCUGUGUUAAACUGUUACUCGGAUUAGCUUCACCAUUAUAAUUGAAUUCUCCCCAGUUACAAUUGUCAACAUGCAUCCUAUAACGUUCUUUUAAAGGGAACAUUGGCCUGUUUGUUCAUUAACUAUACAUUUCACAUAAAACAAAUAGACAUGUUAUUUCACAAGACCAUGUUGGCAGUAUCACAGUUUCUCUCCAUUUGCUGAUGUGCAUAAAUUUAUCCUAAUGUAAAAAUCCAAAUGCUUUGUAUCAAAACACACUAUUAUAAGAAUAAAUCAUGUGUAUUGUG
Oncorhynchus gorbuscha (pink salmon) is the source of this 4664-nucleotide messenger RNA. Its product is annotated as BUB3-interacting and GLEBS motif-containing protein ZNF207-like. Gene Ontology annotation, cellular component: nucleus. The coding region runs from base 127 to 1536 and encodes 469 amino acids. The transcript has 12 exons. The record is from RefSeq and is a predicted model, not a curated record. NCBI's taxonomy places the organism in Eukaryota, Metazoa, Chordata, Actinopteri, Salmoniformes, Salmonidae.